AUUCGUGCAAGGAGUUAGGUGGGCCUUGUAAUUCGUACCUCGUGAGAGUAGUGUUGUACAUUUACGCUUGUUUUAUUUUUCAAUUUCCUUGCUAAUAUGUCAGAUUAUAACGCCGUAGCACCACCAGCUGCCCCAAUUGAUACGAAUGCAGCCUUUGCCGACGCCCUUCAGCGUGCAAGACAGAUUGCUGCAAAGAUUGGUGGCUCCGGCACUGGUGCACCACCUGGAACUGUAGCUCCACCAGUACCAGCAUCUGCCAUGCCUCCAAUUGGUAUUCCUGGUAAUGUCGACCUCGGUGGUAUGGGAAUUAAAAGGCCUUUAGAAGAUGCUGAAGGUGAACCAGAUUCUAAGAAACUGGCUGCUAAAAAUGACCCUAUUGGUGCCCAAUUAGCAGCACUUGCCCAGCAAGCGAGACGGCAUUUAGGAAAUGGUAAUCAGGAUGAAUUUGAGAGACCUGGACAAUCAAGUUUGAGUGAAGAAUAUGCAGUGCCAGAUAAACUGGUUGGGCUUGUAAUUGGUAGAGGUGGAGAACAGAUCACCAGGCUGCAAGCAGAAUCUGGUUGUAAAAUUCAGAUAGCACAAGACAGUGGUGGCCUUCCUGAUAGAAUGUGUACCUUGACUGGAAAUCCACAAGCUAUAGAGCGUGCAAAGGCUUUGAUAGACAGAAUAAUAGAAAGAGGACAGGGACCAGCUGUUGGUUCUGAUGGAGGGCUUGGUGAUGGUAACACUACUAUUGAACUUAUGAUACCAAGUAAUAAAGUGGGUCUUGUUAUUGGAAAAGGAGGUGAAAUGAUUAAAAAAUUACAGGAACGCGCAGGUGUUAAAAUGGUGAUGAUUCAGGAUGCUACUACUUCAGGGACUUCAGACAAACCAUUAAGAGUAUCAGGUGACCCACAGAAAUGUAAGCAUGCCAGGGAGCUUGUUAAUGAAUUGAUUGGCGAUAAAGAUAAUCCAGGGAUGGAGAUGUUUGGUGAGAGAAUGGAUGGAGGAUACGAUAGAGAGAGAGAUGAUGACAGAGACUUUGAACGCCGUGGUGGUAGAGGUGAUUAUGGCCCAAGAAUGGGUGGACCUCCAGGAGGUGGUGGUGGUUUUGAGAUGCUUGUACCAAGGUUUGCUGUUGGAAUUGUGAUUGGACGUGGUGGAGACAUGAUCAAGAAAAUACAGAAUGAAACUGGUGCAAGAAUACAAUUCAGACCAGAUGAUGGUCACAGUCCUGAACGUCUUGCUGUUAUUUCUGGAUCAGAUGAUAAAAUAGAUCAUGCCAGAGAGAAGAUAGAUGAGCUGAUAGAUAGUGCUCGUCAAAAAGAUGAACAGCGUCGUCAAGGUGGUGGAAGAGAUCGUGGGUUUGGUCCACCACCCCAUAGGGAAGGUGGACGAGGGGGCGGAGGUGGCGGCUUCCGUGGAGGUCCUCCAGACAGAAUGGAUUCUACUACAUUUACUGUACCUUCCAGUAAAUGUGGACUUGUUAUUGGGAAAGGUGGUGAGACUAUUCGUAACAUCAACAUGCAGUCAGGUGCCCAUGUAGAACUAAGUCGUAAUCUUGGUCCACCUGGUGAGAAGGUCUUCACUAUUCGAGGAUCACCACAACAAAUAUCAUGCGCUCAACAACUCAUCCAUGAAAAAGUCAGUGGGGGACCUGGAGGUCCUGGUGGUCCAGGUGGGCCUGGUGGCCCAGGAGGACCUGGUGGACCGGGUCCCGGAGGUCCACAUGGUGGACAUGGUCAUGGUGGUCCUGGUGGACCCCCUGGUGGUCAGGGAGGUCCAGGUGGUCCAGGCGGACCAGGUGGUUUCAAUCAAGCACCACCACAAGGGGGACCAGGAGGUCAAGGGGGCCCACCUCCACCUCAAGCAUUUACACCACAGGGCUGGGGCAAUGCCUAUCAGCAAUGGCAGCAACAUAAUCCACAAGACCCAAGUAAAGCUGCAGCUGAUGCCAAUGCUGCUGCAUGGGCUGCCUAUUAUCAACAGUACUACCAACAACAAAAUCAACCUAACAGUCAACAACAGAAUCAGCCAUCAAACCAACAGUCUCAGCAACAACAGAGUCCGCAACAGCAACAGCCACCACAGUCAUCUACAUCUAGCAGUACGACGGCGCCGGGUACUGGUGGUAGUGGUGCUGGUGGAGGAGGCAGCAGUGGAAGUGGUAGUAACUCACAAAGUCAGAACCCAGGUGUGACUUCAACUGCAGGCCCCAAUGGUCAGGCUGAUUACAGUGCAGCAUGGGCUGAAUAUCUUAAAUCAUUAGGUUCCCAAGCACCAAAGGGCGAUGGUCAACCAGAUUAUUCAGCUGCAUGGGCAGAGUACUACCGUCAACAAGCACAAGCACAGCCACAACCAGGUGCUGGCAACCAACCAGAUUAUUCCAAUGCAUGGGCUGAGUAUUACAGGCAGCAAGGCAUGUACUAUGGACAGGCAGGUGGACAACAGUCUAAUCAACCAACCAAUCAGCCACCAUCACAACAGGGACAACAACAAUACUGAUUCAAGCUUGGCUGUUGAUGAAGGGUCAAUAAGGAAGUGUAUACGUAUAAACCAUGUUGUGUGCAUAUAUAAAUAACAUAAUGCCUUGUAUUGUUAUGGAUACAUGGAUUGUCUUGAAGAUAUCACAUUGCAUCAAUUAUGAAGACAUUUUUAGGAGUAAAUUUACACUUGCCAUAUUAGGUUGAGUCGAACCCUUCCUCUAUACGCAUCCAAAGUGUCCAUGAUAUUGUAAUUAUAGAAAGUAUUAUUGGUCAGAAUCAUAAUUUUAGUUUUUAUAUAAGUUAUCAUAGUCUAGCUACAUGAUUAAUGCUAUCAACAUGGACCCAUACUCUGUAUAAUCUAAUUGUUUUAAGAUAAGAUUAUUUUUUAUUACUGCUGUUAUUGAGACAUGAUUGGAUAUAUAUUUGCUCUGUUGAAUUGUGCAUGUGUAUCAGAUUACUUGUGCUAUAUUUUGUUCACCUAUUCUGUUGUAGCAGAAAAAAAAAAGAUAAGGUAAGAAAAAAAAUUGUGGAUAUAUAAAUGAAUAUAGAAUUUGUGACUUUGUGAUUGAAACAUUGCGAUAUUAUUGGCACUUUUCAUGCUGUAGUUAGGACUUUACAAUGAUUUUUUAUUGUCUAACACUGUAUCUAUAUAACUGCUUACCAGAAAUAUUUAGUGUUUUUUUAUAUUGUGACUAUUACUUGCGCAUUUGCUCAAUGUAUACAACUUUUAUCAUGUUGAGUGGCUUCCACAGUAUUUUCCGACUUUGUUGAAUGUGUAGGAGGUAUUAUUGGAUUGAAUGUGAUGAGGGAAUAUCCCAUUUGCUAUCUCGUAUAUUCUCUGUAUUUCUCUGGUUUUAAUAAACUUUGAUCAUGAUUAUUGCUUCCAUG
Saccoglossus kowalevskii is the source of this 3353-nucleotide messenger RNA. Its product is annotated as far upstream element-binding protein 1-like. Lineage: Eukaryota; Metazoa; Hemichordata; Enteropneusta; Harrimaniidae. Gene Ontology annotation, biological process: regulation of DNA-templated transcription. The record is from RefSeq and is a predicted model, not a curated record. Gene Ontology annotation, molecular function: RNA binding.